AUGUCUACUAUAAUCGCCUCCCACAUUCCAACCACCGUUUCCGUCGACAAGGUCCGCGAGUUCUUCUUGUUCUGCGGCAAGAUCAAGGCCAUCACCCCCUUGGAAAAGUCCGACAAGUUUCAGGCGUACGAGAUUGUGUUCGAGUCAGAGAAGGCAUUGAGCACGGCAGAAUUGCUCAAUGAUGCCGAAUUGGACGGCGUACCCAUCGUGGUGGAGAAGGCCUCUGCCUCCAGCGCUGGCGCCACCACUACCGCUAGCUCCAGCGCUGCUUCGGGAGACUUGCCUCCCCAGUACUCAGCCACUGUGGGGUCCGGUGCAGGCACCAGCGACACCAAGACUGGCGACAGCCACUACGACGACAUUUCGCAGGAAGAGAAGCCCAAGUACGCCAUCAUGGCCCAAUUGUUGAGCCAGGGCUACGUGGUCAGCGACCGCAUUGUCGAGAAGUCCAUCGAGGUCGACAAAGAGAAGGGCAUCAGUGCCUCGUUCAAGAACUUCCUCACGUCCUUGGACUCCAAGUUCAUCCACUCGCAGGAGCCCGAUUCUACCACCAACAAGAACUUGUCUAACGUGCAGAAUACCUUGGGCUCGUGGACCAGCCUGAUUGCCAAGUCGCCCUACACUGCAAAGUUGGCCCAGUAUUACGACAGGGCAGCUGCCUCGCCUGCCGGAGUUAAGGUGCACGCAUUCUACCGCAACAUCAGCAGCGACGUCAAGCAGAUCCACGAGGAGGCCAAGCGGUUGUCGGAGUUGAAGAAGAGCGAGCAAGCCGAGGCCAAGCUCGACCCAUCGGUGGCGUCUGCCAACGCCGCCGCAGCCAUCAACACCGCCAAUUAG
Suhomyces tanzawaensis NRRL Y-17324 is the source of this 837-nucleotide messenger RNA. RefSeq lists its product as uncharacterized. The transcript has a single exon. The coding region runs from base 1 to 837 and encodes 278 amino acids. Gene Ontology annotation, molecular function: nucleic acid binding. NCBI's taxonomy places the organism in Eukaryota, Fungi, Ascomycota, Pichiomycetes, Serinales, Debaryomycetaceae. The record is from RefSeq and is a predicted model, not a curated record.